Rodentolepis nana is the source of this 1122-nucleotide messenger RNA. The record is from the annotation of a GenBank genome assembly. Lineage: Eukaryota; Metazoa; Platyhelminthes; Cestoda; Cyclophyllidea; Hymenolepididae.
CUAUUCAACCGAUGUUUUUCCUUUAACUAUAGACUACGCCGACUUCAUGGAUUUGUUUUUGCCUUUUUGUAUUCUUCUUAUUUAUUUAUCACUUUCUUAGCAUCUUGCGCCAAUUGUUCCUUUCUCUACCAAUUAGAUGAAGAGUCUUCCCUUCAAGUGAUCCGUUUAGAUGUCUCACGUACAUUUCCAAUGCUUGGCGUUUUUCAAUCAGAAGGCUCACAUCAGCGAAAUUUGCACGAUCUUUUAGCAGCUUAUGUGGCCUAUCAACCGACGUUGGGAUAUCUUCAAGGCAUGUCUUUUAUUGCGGCAAUUCUACUCAUUGUUAUGGAUGAUAUCUACGCUGCAUUCAUCGCCUUUGCUACCCUCAUGAAUCGACCCAGCUUCUAUGCGUUCUAUGCUUUAGAUGAAUCAGAGUUCGCAGCAUAUUACGAAACUUUCGAUACGUUAUUGGGGGAGAAAAUGCCAAAACUUUCUUCUCAUCUGAAAACUUGCCGAUUGGACAGUAAACUAUAUCUCUUUGAUUGGCUCUUCACAGUCUUUAGUCGGAGUCUCCCAUUGGAAGUGGACUUACGCAUUUGGGAUCUCUUUCUUCGAGAUGGAGAAGCCGCUCUUAUCUUAGCCGCCUUGGGAAUUCUGAAAAUGUAUGAAGAUCAACUCCUUCUUUACGAUUUUGAUCAUCUCGCAUCUUUUCUUACUGGUCCGAUGCCUGAAUCCAUGUCACCAGAUAUUUUGUCGGAAUCCAUGCGCUCCUUCGAUCUUUCUACUGCUCACAUAAAAGAGGCCCUUAAAAAGGCUAGAACCUUAGUGGCAGAAAGUGACAACAGGAGGACUGGCCAAUCGAGUCCACCUAGUGCAUAUGACCCCAGAGCACCAUUAGAGACUACUCAAGAUAGUUCGAGAAAUUUACGUUCUAAAUGGAGUCUAAGGAAUCUUCGAAUCAAGCAAUUGAACGGUACCAGUAGCCGUAAAAGUAACAGCGAGAUUGGGCAUCUAAAUAAAUCUACUUCCUUCCGGCAGAAAAACUCGUCGUCUUUUUCCGAUGCAAACCACGCUGUCACUUGCUUAAUAACACCUUGGAGUCAAGAUGUGUGCCUAGAGUAUCCUAAACGUGAAAUGUUAUAG